Messenger RNA from Gastrolobium bilobum, 2253 nucleotides. RefSeq names its product pentatricopeptide repeat-containing protein At4g21300-like. The transcript has a single exon. Lineage: Eukaryota; Viridiplantae; Streptophyta; Magnoliopsida; Fabales; Fabaceae. Gene Ontology annotation, biological process: RNA modification. The record is from RefSeq and is a predicted model, not a curated record. Gene Ontology annotation, molecular function: RNA binding; protein binding. The coding region runs from base 1 to 2115 and encodes 704 amino acids.
AUGUUGUUCAAUUUCUCCAUAGCAGCACACGAAAUACUUUCCGCACUUGCUGGGUAUUUUAGGAACGGUCACUACGGUGAGGUUCUCAAUCGGUAUUUGGAAUUGAAGCAAUUUAAAUUUGGUUUGUGUGGCUCAGCCAUUACGGUUUGUCUGAAAAGUUGUGUUGCAUUAGGGAGGUUCGAAUUUGGAAGAGGGGUUCAUGUUGAUUCCUUAAAGCUUAAUUUGAACUCUGAUUGUUUUGUGGGUUCUUCUCUCAUUCGGUUAUAUUCUGAAUAUGGAAAAAUUGAGGAUGCAUAUAAGGUGUUUGAUGAAAUUACCAACAAAGAUCUUGUGGCUUAUACUUCCAUGAUUACUGCCUACGCUCACUGUGGGGGUUUAUGUGCUUAUGGGGCCUUCCGAAUUGCUUGCUUAAUGCAGGAGCAACGACUGCAUCCCAAUCGAGUAACAUUAGUGAGCUUACUACAUACAGCAGCUAAAUUGGGAGCGCUGCAUGAGGGUCGUGCAAUCCAUGGUUAUGCCGUUAGAAAAGGAAUUGGCUUGUUGGAUGAGAUUUUUGAGACAGCCCUCCUUGAUAUGUAUAACAAAUGUGGAGAUGUAAGGAUGGCUGCCUCUAUUUUUGGCAAGAUGGAUGCUACAACAGUUGGUUCUUGGAACACUUUGAUAUCGGCUUAUCUUCGUAAUGGACAGGCUUUAGAAGCUUUUGGCCUUUUUUGUCAAAUGAUGCAUAGAAAGAUUUUGCCUGAUUUGUUAACCUUAGCCAAUGCAAUUCUUUCUUGCGCCAACUUGAAUUAUUUGUGUGAAGGAAAGAUUAUCCAUGGAUACAUGAUCCGAACGGGGGUAGAACCUGAUCUGGUGGCUAGUACUGCUUUGGUUGAUCUAUACUCUAAAUUUGAUGUAACUAAAGCUAGAAAAAUAUUUGAAAGUUUGGGGAAUAAGGAUGCUGUUAUAUAUAAUGUUAUGAUGGGUGGUUAUCUCGAAAAUGAGUUAUCUGUGGAGGCUAUAAAUGUAUUCCGUGAAAUGGUCAAAAUGAGUGCUAGUCCAAAUGUGGCUUCAUUUCUGAAUUUAAUUUCUGCUGUAUCAAACUUGAGAGACAUCAGACUAGCCAGUUCUAUCCAUGGGUAUGUAUUGAGGCAUCAGUGCAUCAUGAAUGUGGAAAUUGCAAAUCAAAUAAUUCAUUCUUAUGCAAAGUGUGGGUAUGUGCUGUAUGCAAAGGAAGUCUUCAAUAGGAUGAGAUGUAAGGACUUGGUGUCAUGGACUUCAAUGAUAAUGGGUUAUGUUUACCAUGGCCAUAUUGAUGAAGGCAUUAUUUUGUUUCGUUUGAUGCAAAGAGAAAAUCUAAAUAUCGACUCUAUUACUCUAAUUGGUCUCCUUCAGGGGUUAUCCCAGCUUGGAUGUCUAAGUUUUGUUAAGGAAGUUCACUGCUUCAGUUACCGAAUAUUUCAUGGCAGAGAGUUGUCUGUAAAUAAUUCUCUUAUUACUACGUAUGCUAAGUGUGGAAAAAUACAUAUGGCUAGAUAUGUAUUUCAGCAGAUUACUGAAUGGUGUCUCACAUCAUGGAAUGCAAUGAUAGGUGCUUAUGCGAUGCAUGGAAAUUAUACAGAAGUGUUGAAACUCUUUGAUCAAAUGAAAUUGGGUAAAAUUAAACCUGAUGAAGUAACCUUUACAUCAAUACUCACUGCCUGUAGCCACUCAGGAUUGGUAAAAGAGGGUCUACGGAUUUUUGGGAUCAUGGUGAAUGAAUAUGCGAUAGUUCCAGGUGAAGUUCAUUAUAGUUGUGUAGUAGAUUUAUUAAGCAGAGCUGGACUGCUUACAGAGGCACACAAUUUGGUUAAAAGGUUUCCAUCAACACACAGUUCUGCUGCAUUGUCUGCUUUGCUUUCUGCUUGCAGACUAUAUGGGGAUACAGAGAUCGGUGAAGCUAUAGUGAAGCAGAUGUUAAAAUUGGAGCCACAUAACAUAGGUUCCUAUGUUUUGGUAUCAAAUAUAUUUGCAGAAGGGGGGAGAUGGGAUGAAGUAGCCCGAAUAAGGGCAAUGACAAAGGAUAAUGAAUUCAAAAGCCCUCCAGGAUAUAGUCUGAUAGAGCUAGAAAAGCAGCAUAUGAGAUGUGAACCAUAAAAGAAAAAAAAUUGUUCUUUUAAUGUCCACAUGAAGAAAAGAAUUUUGAUAUAUGGCCAAUGAUAUCAGUGGUGGGAAUAAUGGUAUCAAAGUGAGUAUACGAAUCAAUAUAAUUUAAAUUUUAGAAAAUGGAGUACA